Clupea harengus (Atlantic herring) is the source of this 3994-nucleotide messenger RNA. RefSeq names its product transferrin receptor 2 (gene tfr2). The record is from RefSeq and is a predicted model, not a curated record. Gene Ontology annotation, molecular function: transferrin receptor activity. Bases 548 to 2950 code for a protein of 800 amino acids. Gene Ontology annotation, biological process: transferrin transport; endocytic iron import into cell. NCBI's taxonomy places the organism in Eukaryota, Metazoa, Chordata, Actinopteri, Clupeiformes, Clupeidae. Gene Ontology annotation, cellular component: external side of plasma membrane. The transcript has 17 exons.
UCAGUGAUUCCCUGGUCUGUGUGCUUUAAUCUUUUGGGUCAGAGAAGAUUACAAUUCUCAUGUUUAUAUUUUGGCAAUGCAUUAUUUUACUUGCCUUCACCUUUAAGUUCUAGGUAUUAAUCAAGCAAUGAUGUCACUCAUGUUUCUUAGUGUCGGGUAUUUAUUUUGAAUGAAAAGAAGGUAGGUUCUAAAACAAUCUAGCAAAACGUUUGACAAGUUUAAGCCUAAUCUAAAAUAAAUAUGUGUUAAAAAGCACACUAGACAGGGAUCAUAACUGUAUAUAUUUAUUUAUACUAUAGUUAUGCUAUAUGUAUUACCGCAGUGUGUAUAUAUAUUAACAAAACAUAUUUCAGUAUAAUUUGGUUAAUUUUUAUUUAUUCAGUACAUUUAAGUAUAUUCUACAAACCUAUCUGAUAGUGUAGUGUAUACACUGUAGUGUGUGAAGUGUAGAUCUCUCCUUGGCCCUGUCCAUUCCCUUCUUUCUCUCUUGCACAGACACUCUCACUCCUUCACUCAUGGAGUCUUUUUCCCUUUGUUCUUUCAGUUCAUGGGAACACAGUGGCAGACGGCUCUUCCCAUGGCCACCAUUCAGUCCCUGCUAACUGGGAAGGGUGGGGAUGGAGCACAGGCUGAACGAGGGCUGGAGGACGGAGGAGGGGCCAGAGGCAGUGGGCCAGGUGUGGAACUCAAGCUCGUCCAAUCACAGUCAGACGAGGAAGAGGAGGAGGGGCUCGAGAGCAGCCUCACGGCUCUAGUUUUACAUCAACCGCUGAAGCAUAGGAAGGCAUGGAUCUACCUGACCCUCACAGCACUACUCAUAUUCACUACAGCAUUCCUAUUGGGCUAUGUGGCAUUCCAUGGAUCAUGCAACUACUGUGGAGACGAUGGGGACCUGGUGCCAGUGGAUGACCCUCCCGUACCGCACCAUUACCCAGAGGGGGACCUCCUCCACAUGGGGGAGCUGCGGGACAUGUUGAAGAAAUACCUCGGCGAGGAGACACUGGACACAACUAUUAGGCGAGUGAGCAGGACGACCCACCCGCCCGGGUCCUCAGAGGGGAACGACCUGGCCCGAGAAAUCCUCCAGAGCUUCCAGAAGCUGCGUAUGGACCACACCUGGACUGACUCCCACUACGCCACCCUGCAGUUCCCCUCGAGGACCAAGAGGAAUGAUCUGUGGAUAGUUGAUGAGAAUGGCGUUGAGCUGGAAGAGAUACAACUGAAUGCUGCAGAUUACUGUGCCUACAGCGCCACUGGCACAGCAACGGGGGGAGUAAUGUAUGUAAACUAUGCACGGCUAGAGGACUUUGAUACUCUGCGCUCCCUGGGCAUGUCGCUGAAGGGAGCCAUCGCCCUAGCCAGGGUGGGUGGGGGUGUGAGCUUUGCGGAGAAGGUGCGGCACGCCCAGAAGGCGGGCAUGGUGGGCGUGCUCAUCUACCCAGACCCGGCCGACGUGCCACAGGACCCGCGCAGGCUGGGCCUCAGCAGUGAUGUCGCCAUCUCUGAACACGUUCAUCUCGGCUCUGGUGACCCCUUCACCCCUGGAUUCCCUUCCUUUAACCACACCCAGUUCCCACCCAUGCAAUCAUCUGGCCUGCCACUCAUCCCUGCACAGCCAAUCAGUGCCAAUGUAGCCUCAACGCUACUGAGACAGCUGGAGGGCCCAGCGUGUCCUCGCGGCUGGCAGGGCCGUCUGCAGAACUACAUGUACGUCCGGUGUGUGUUAGGCCCCUCCCUCACGGGGGGGUCUGGACGCAGGGUGCGUAUGGGUGUGUUCAACAGCAUGACGCCCGUCCUCCUCAACAACAUAUUUGCCUCCAUCGAGGGCAAGAUGGAACCAGACCAGUACAUCAUCAUGGGGGCUCAGAGAGACUCCUGGGGUCCUGGUGCAGUCAAGUCUGGCGUUGGCACCGCCCUCCUGCUGGAGCUCGCACGCACCUUCAGCUCCAUGGUGCAGAACGGCUUUUACCCUAGGCGGAGUUUGCUGUUUGUCAGCUGGGAUGCUGGUGACUUUGGUAAUGUGGGCGCCACUGAGUGGCUGGAGGGUUAUCUGUCCAUGCUUCACCUGAAGGCUGUUGCUUACUUCAGCCUUGACCAAGCUAUAAUGGGUGAUGAUGAGUUAUCUGCUUAUGCGAGUCCUCUUCUUGUGGAUCUAAUAGAAGGAGCCAUCAAACAGGUAGAGCACCCCAAGCAUCCUGGUCAGUCUAUUCUGGCACACAUUGAGAGUCAGGGGGGAAACUGGAUGAGUCACAUAGUUAAGCCCCUGUAUCUGAACAGUGGUGCUUACAGCUUCACUGCCUUCGGAGGAGUACCUGCCAUGGAGCUACGCUUCGAUGAGUCUGUCCGUGCCUACCCCUUUGUCAACACGCAGUGGGACAGUGCCAGCCGGCUGCAGGAGCGUCUGCAGGGGCAGCUGAGCUCAGUGGGACGCACCAUCGGAGAGUUGGUGGGCCUCAUGGUCCUCCGCCUAUCCCAUGAUGCCGUGCUCCCGCUCGACCCCACCUGCUACAGCAGCACCAUGCUCCAGUUCAGCUCCCAGCUCAACCAACACUCUUCUGAACUACAGGUCCAUGGCCUGUCCCCCCAGUGGGUAUUCAGUGCCAGAGGAGACUACAGCAGAGCUGCCAAGACCCUGAAGGAGACCAUUCAGAAUAGCGACAUCGACGACGAGAGGAUGACCCGCCUCUACAACACACGCAUCAUGAGGGUGGAGUACUACUUCCUCUCUCAGUACGUGUCCGCAGUAGAGACUCCUUUCCGGCACAUUCUGCACGGCCGGGGCGACCACACGCUGAGCGCACUCACUGAGCACCUGGCCCUGCUCCGCUCCCAACCCCAGCUGUUCGACGAGGCCCAUUUCCGACGGCAACUGGCCCUCUUCACCUGGACCCUGCAAGGAGCUGCCAAUGCCCUGAGCGGAGACGUGUGGAACAUUGACAACACAAUCUAGAACCUUCCAGAACCUUUCUCCCCGUGGGCAGAACAGGAGACUUUCAGAACUUCUGCCCGUAGCACACAGUAAUGAUUUACAAUCUGGACUCAAGUUUGCAUAGCCAGCCAACCAGCUUAAACUUUGAGUCUUGCCCCUUGAUUUUCGAGAAGCUGCUGCCACUCAUUCAUUAGAUUCAAUAUUUGUAAACCCCUUAACAGUUUUAUCAUUCAAAUGUUUCCCCCGGAAAGGCUGUGAAAUAUGUGUGUCAAACUGUGAGCAUCCAAACAAUUCCUAAAAUGUUUAUCUGAAGUAACAUUAUUAAAAGUGCAGUCAGUGGAUUUACAUUGAAACUGAAAUGCUUUUAGAUUUAUAAUGAUGAUAUAUAUCUUCUGCGCAUGUUGAUACUUUAUUACCACUUUAAACCAUUGAUUUACCAUGGUUUCAGAGUUACAUCAUCAUUGUAAGCCUAGAAACAUUUCCAUUUACUGCAGCUUUAUGUUUUUGCACUUCCUCAUCCCCUGAGGUGGUGAGUGGCCAGCCAGUGAAAAAGAAAAUUAACUUUCAUUGACUUACUAUAUGCAGUGAGUUGCAUUUAUGAAUAUCUACAAGUACCUGAGGGUGACAGAGUCUAUUCUCGAAAUCAGGAGGCCUAGUGAAAGACUCCCAUACUGCCAUCCCAUAAUGUAAUAUUGCACCUUGGUUACAGUCAGUGGUUCUUUGUACAGUUUUCCCCCAUUUUCUUCUUUGUUUCUCUGUCUUGAUUAACAUUCAAUUAAUAAUGGCGAUUUUUUUUAUGAUUCUUUUUUAUUGCCAAGUGAUAAUAAGUUUGUUACCAAUGUCAACAGUAAUUAUCGGGGGCAGGGACUCCCAUAAUUAUGACAGUCAUACUGUCGUCCAAUCACGAAGCAGCAUCUGCUAUCAAUCAACUUGAUGUAGUCAUUGGUGCACAGGUGGCAGGGUGGUGACAUCAUAGGGCGUGUCCAUGUUAGUGGUUAAUGGAGAGGAUUUACCCUUGUGUCUGUGCCACUGUGUGCCAAUAAAGUUUUGUUUUUUCUUGUUGCA